Vicia villosa (hairy vetch) is the source of this 2079-nucleotide messenger RNA. RefSeq names its product protein DMR6-LIKE OXYGENASE 1-like. The record is from RefSeq and is a predicted model, not a curated record. Gene Ontology annotation, molecular function: dioxygenase activity. The coding region runs from base 703 to 1758 and encodes 351 amino acids. Lineage: Eukaryota; Viridiplantae; Streptophyta; Magnoliopsida; Fabales; Fabaceae. The transcript is spliced from 3 exons.
UAAUUCUAAAUAUUUUAAUUAGACAUACGGGUAGAGUGAACCAAGAUAAAUUUUUGAUGUAUAUCUUACUUCUAUUUUCUCUAUCUUUAAUUUGAAUUGAUCUUUAUCGUAAACAUUUUAAUAUAUAUUUUUUUAAACUCCAACAAAAUUCUUACCUCUCUUCUUGUAUUUUUUUCACAUUCACCUAUUUAUUAGAUCAAUAUAACUAUUGGAGGCAUUCAUAAAUUUAUGCAUCAUUAACAUAAAAUUUUAUAAUUUUGGUAAGUUGAACGACAAACGAACCAAAACAAUUAUGGCGUCACUUCUAUUCUCCCAAUCAUGUCGGGCACCAAUCACUUAUAAACUGACUAACUUUUAUUGGUACAAUGUUUUAUCAACUUAUUAUUCAUAACAUAUACAAAUUACAAUUAAAAGCAAUAAAAACAAUUGUACUAAAAAGGUAAAACUUGUAUUAAGUGUUUAUAGUUCGACUAACUUGUGACUUUUUUUUGUCUAGAUUCAAUGUACGUAAAUAAUUUGACAUAAUGUCUUCUUUUUUGUUUAGAUUCAACGUACUUAUAUAGUUUGACUAAUUUCUAUUUUGUCCAUUCAAUAUACGUAUCCGUCUUAUAAUUUUUCCUUCGCUAUACACAUGUUUGAAACAACCUCUUAAAUAAAGAGAAACACAAGAAAACCUACCCAGGCCCCAGCCACAGAUCAAACAUGGGAGAGGUAGAUCCAGCUUUUGUCCAAGAGCAAGAACACAGACCAAAACUAUCCAUCAUUGAAGCCAAAGGAAUUCCCGAAAUUGACCUUUCCCCAUUAUUCCACCACGAAGCUCCAAAUCCAUCUGCUAUUGAAGGCUUAGUGAAGGAGAUUGGAAGUGCAUGCAAGGAGUGGGGAUUCUUUCAAGUCACAAACCAUGGUGUCCCUCUCAGUCUUAGACAGAAACUUGAGGAAGCUUCUAGAUUGUUCUUCGCUCAGAGUUUGGACGAGAAGAAGAAGGUUGCAAGAGACGCAAUCAGUCCAACUGGUUAUUAUGACACAGAACACACCAAAAAUGUUAGAGACUGGAAAGAAGUGUUUGAUUUUUAUUCUAAUGAUCCUACAUUGAUUCCUCUAAAUUCUGAUGAACAUGAUGAUCGAGUUACUCAAUGGACCAAUCAAUCUCCUCAAUAUCCUCCACACUUCAGGGCUAUAACUGAAGAGUAUAUUAAAGAGAUGGAAAAGUUGGCCUAUAAGUUGCUUGAGUUAAUAGCUCUUAGCUUGGAACUUGAGGUUAAGAGAUUUGAAGAAUUCUUCAAGGAUCAAACUAGCUUUAUUACAUUCAACCACUAUCCUCCAUGCCCAUAUCCUCACCUUGCUCUUGGCGUUGGAAGACACAAGGAUUCCAGUGCCUUAACUAUUCUUGUCCAAGAUGAGGUUGGUGGUCUUGAAGUAAGGCGAAAAUCAGAUCAAGAGUGGGUUCUUGUAAAACCUACCCCAAAUGCUUACAUUAUCAACAUUGGUGAUAUCAUUCAGGUUUGGAGCAAUGAUGAAUAUGAGAGUGUGGAACACAGAGUAGUUGUUAACUCUGAGAGGGAAAGGUUUUCAAUUCCCUUCUUUUUCUUCCCUGCACAUUACACUGAGGUGAAGCCUUUGGAGGAGUUGGUAAAUGAGGAAAAUCCUUCAAAAUAUAGACCAUACAACUUGGGCAAGUUUCUUGUUACAAGAAAGAGUAGCAAUUUUCAGAAGCAAAAAGUGGAGAACAUCCAAAUUCAUCACUUUAAGAUAGCUUAAAAAUAGUAUUAAAGAACUUAUAUCUUGGGAAUUAAUAAAUUGAGUAUACUUUGUUGUAUCAAAUUGCUGUUAAACGCCCGGUGUAUAUGAGCCGUUUGGGAAGGACUAUCGAGUCUACCUUCUAGAAGGAGACGGCUUCACCCUUUCGUUGCAUCCUAAGGUAGUUUUGCACAUCCCUUCUUUGUAUUAAGUUUUGUUCUUUGCUUUUCUAAUUUUAGUUUUCUUUGUUAUGUGGUUUCCUCAAGAAGCAUUAUGUGGCAGAGAGAAAAGAAACUAAUUGGAUGCAGAUGAAUUGCUAUAAUAAAGCACAAAUCAAAUUGA